Messenger RNA from Hippopotamus amphibius kiboko, 2279 nucleotides. RefSeq names its product beta-ureidopropionase 1 (gene UPB1). The coding region runs from base 97 to 1251 and encodes 384 amino acids. Gene Ontology annotation, molecular function: beta-ureidopropionase activity. Lineage: Eukaryota; Metazoa; Chordata; Mammalia; Artiodactyla; Hippopotamidae. The transcript has 10 exons. The record is from RefSeq and is a predicted model, not a curated record.
CGGUACCGCCUCCUUCUUUUCCUCCUGCCCGUCCGUCCUCCUGGGGGCAAAGAGCAGCAGGCAGUUUGGGUCUGGACGAACGUGCGGACUCCAGCCAUGGCCGGGGCUGGAUUUGAGUCGCUGGAGCAGUGCUUGGAGAAGCAUCUGCCACUCGCAGACCUGCAGGAGGUCAAACGCAUUCUCUAUGGCAAAGAGACCAGGAAGCUCGACCUGCCCAGCGGGGCUUUUGAAGCCGCCUCCAGAGGAGACUUUGAGCUGCAGGGCUGUGCCUUUGAGGCCACGUUGGAGCAGCAGAGGCGGCCCCGGACCGUGCGCGUGGGGCUCGUUCAGAACAGGAUCCCCCUCCCUGCGGACAGCCCAGUGGUGAAACAGGUCACUGCCCUGCACAGACGCAUCGAGGCCAUCGUAGAGGUGGCUGCCAUGUGUGGAGUCAACAUCAUCUGUUUCCAGGAAGCGUGGACUAUGCCCUUUGCUUUCUGUACGAGAGAGAAGCUCCCGUGGACGGAAUUUGCCGAGUCAGCGGAGGACGGGCCCACCACCAAGUUCUGUCAGGAGCUGGCGAGGAAGCACGACAUGGUGGUGCUAUCCCCGAUCCUGGAGCGAGAUGUGGAGCACGGGGACGUCCUGUGGAACACGGCCGUGGUGAUCUCCAACUCUGGAGCGGUCCUGGGCAAGACGAGGAAAAACCACAUCCCCAGGGUGGGCGACUUCAACGAGUCCACUUACUACAUGGAGGGAAACCUGGGCCACCCCGUGUUCCAGACUCAGUUCGGGAGGAUUGCUGUGAACAUUUGCUACGGGCGGCACCACCCCCUCAACUGGCUCAUGUACAGCAUCAACGGGGCCGAAAUCAUCUUCAACCCCUCGGCCACCAUUGGAGCGCUCAGUGAGUCCCUGUGGCCAGUCGAGGCCAGAAACGCAGCCAUCGCCAACCACUGCUUCACUUGUGCCAUCAACCGGGUGGGCGAGGAGCACUUCCCAAACGCGUUCACCUCUGGGGAUGGCAGGAAAGCUCACCGGGACUUCGGCUACUUUUAUGGCUCGAGCUACGUGGCGGCCCCUGAUGGCAGCCGCACCCCCGGGCUCUCCCGCAACCGGGACGGGCUGCUGGUCGCCGAGCUCGACCUCAACCUCUGCCGGCAAGUGAAUGACAUCUGGGGCUUCAAGAUGACGGGCAGGUACGAGAUGUACGCACGGGAGCUUGCUGAAGCUGUCCAACCCAACUACAGCCCCAAGAUCCUGAGAGAGUAGCGGCCUUCAGCCCCUGCCCAGCAAGGAGGGCACCUCUGCCCACCGCAGAUCAGCCAGGGCGCCGGGCUCUGGUGUCCAGAUUCUCCCUCCUGACACCCUGAUAGGGCUGCUGCCCAGACUGGCUUUAAAGUGCCUGGGUGGGGAGGCUUGAUUGAGUACCAGGUUUCCUUCCGGGGUGAUGAAAAUGCUUUGGGACUGGAUAGAGGGGAUGGCUAUUCAGCAUUGUGAAUGUACCAAAUCCACUGAAUUGUUCACUUUGAAAUGAUGAAACUUUAAGUGAAUUUUAGAAAUUCAGUUAAAGACAGCCCCCAGGGACUUCCCUUGUGGUCCUGUGGCUGAGACUCCAUGGUCCCAAUGCAGGGAGCCAGGGUUCAAUCCCUGGUCAGGGAACUAGAUCUCACACGCGGCAACGAAGAUCCCACCUGUCACAACUAAAACCCGAUGCAGCCAAAUAAGUAAAUAAAUAUUUUUUAAAAUAAAUAAAGACAUUCCCAGGCACCAAUCAUGCAGGUUGGUUUGACGCUACAUGGGUGGGAGGCCCCAGUCCUGAGUUUCUCUGCUUCUCCGUUUAGACUGGCAGCAGCUCAAAGGUCAGCAUGGGAGUGUAUGCACUGGAGGGCGGUGAGGCUGACCAGAGUCACUGAGCCACCGGGCGGCUGCGGGCAGGGGGACGGGCAUUGGAAGAGUCAUCUUGGCUGCAGUCUCCGCUUAGAUGCUCAUCUGGGCGUUGCUGUGAAGGUAUUUAGUCAAUGUGAUUAAAGCCCGUAGCCAGUUAACCAAGCAAGUGAGAUUAUCCUAGAUAAUCCGGGUAGGCCUGAUUGAAUCCGUCGAAAGGCCCUGAGAGCAGAGCUGAGGUUCCCGGAUGCAGAAGGGGUUCUGUGUGUGCAUAGCUGCCUCAGCCCAGGCUCGAGCGUUCCCGUCUGCCCUUCCUGACGGGCUGCCCUCCAGAUUUCAGGGUUGUCUAUCCAGACCCCACAAACACUGAAAUCAGUUCCUUGCAAUGAAUUCCUUAAUAUCUAUCCUACCGU